GCCACACACACGGCUUUUACAGACCGCUGCACAGCUCCGCCGGGACACAACCGAACGCACCUCGUCGCGCGCACCUCACCGCCAUGGAUCUCCACCGGAGCCGCGUAAUAAACCAAAUGGACUACAGUCGGGAGGACAAGGAAGGGAAGCCGUCCCCGUCGACGGAGGAGCGGCUCGACAGCGGCCUGGACUCGCUGAAGGAGGAGGAGUACCAGGCAGUGGCCGCCGAGGUCUGUCGGCUGCGGGUGGACUGUGAGCCGACGCAGCACACGCCGUGUCCCGCCGCGGACGCACAGCUGCACAGAUGGAAAACAGAGACCACGGAGGACGGAGACACGCUGCUCCACCUCGCCAUCAUCCACGAAGCCAAAGACCACAUGAAAACAAUGAUCGACCAGUCCAAAAACGCCGAGUUCCUCAACCGACAAAAUGACCUGAGACAGACUCCUCUCCACCUGGCCGUGAUAACGAAUCAGGCAGAAGUGUGUCAGCACCUCCUGCAGUUUGGCUGUGACCCCACACUGGUGGACAACAGGGGGGACACGCCGCUUCACAUUGCGUGUCGCCACGGCAACCUGCUGUGCUUCAGCGUCAUCACACAGAACUGCCAGAAAGAGCAUCUACACACAAUGAUGGCAGCCUGCAACUAUCACGGUCUUAACUGCCUGCAUCUGGCUUCAGUUCAUGGUUUUCUCUCACUGGUGGAGAGCAUGGUGGAACUAGGAGCUGACAUUAAUGCAAAGGAGCAGCAUAACGGUCGCAGUGCACUGCAUCUGGCUGUAGACCAGCAGAACCUCAGACUGGUCAAGUUGCUGCUUGAAAAAGGAGCGGACCCAAACCUGCUGUCCUCAGGGGGACACACCCCCUACCACCUCACCUAUGGUUACGGCAGUGUUGACAUAAGGCAGGAGCUGUACUCGCGAACCAACCCUAACCUAAGGGAGCUGCCUGAGAGUGAGUCCGAUGACAGCGAGGAAGAGGAGGACAUGUCUGAUGAGGAGGUGGUUUAUGAUGAUAUUCAGUGGAAUGGACAUUAGCAGGAACAGAGAGAGGAAGUUACAGGGGCCGGAGGCUGUGAUGGUGACGCCAGGAGACAGGAGAAAUGGCCUGGCUCUUCCACUGCUUCCUGCCAUGACGUCACCGGAGCCCAAGAAUGUCACAUGAUGCAGACAUGAACGCUGACAGUUGGACAGGCAGCCGGCCAGAUCAAUCAACGACAGUUCUAUGCUGCAGGAGAGCCAAUGCGCAACUUAAUAUUAUGACACAUUGUGGUGGCAUUGCUGUGUAAGAGCAUUGCUUGUAUUCUGGACACUGCAAAUCAUUGUCACGAAAACAUCCAUCCACACAAACCAACCUGCAACAGCUCUGUUGUAUGAUAUUGUAAAUGCUGUGUAUACAAAGAUGUAUUUUUUAUGGAAGCUGUGAUGUGUACAGUUGAGCAAGUUGUAUAUGUUUAAACAGCAAACAGUCCGGGACACUCCAGUUAAAUUAAAAGUUAAAUUAACAGGUCGA
Betta splendens (Siamese fighting fish) is the source of this 1512-nucleotide messenger RNA. It is a transcript of the gene nfkbiab, whose product is annotated as nuclear factor of kappa light polypeptide gene enhancer in B-cells inhibitor, alpha b. The record is from RefSeq and is a predicted model, not a curated record. The transcript is spliced from 6 exons. Lineage: Eukaryota; Metazoa; Chordata; Actinopteri; Anabantiformes; Osphronemidae. Gene Ontology annotation, molecular function: protein binding. The coding region runs from base 84 to 1037 and encodes 317 amino acids.